Messenger RNA from Apis florea (little honeybee), 2489 nucleotides. RefSeq lists its product as uncharacterized. Gene Ontology annotation, molecular function: protein binding. NCBI's taxonomy places the organism in Eukaryota, Metazoa, Arthropoda, Insecta, Hymenoptera, Apidae. The record is from RefSeq and is a predicted model, not a curated record.
UCCCUCCCCCAGGUGGUGAUCGAAUCCGCGCACAGAGAGUAUUUCUUCGUCGAGGAUAAUUCGAUUCGUUCGCUCGCUCCUGUUUUUUUUUGUGUUACGUUUCAAAGGAUCAUGAACAACUCGCCGCAGAAUACGGAGGUGGCCGGGCAACAACAUCGUGCCGGCGUUGAGAACAGCGACGAGGAGGAAUGGAGUGGUGUCGUGGAAUGUGCUGUGCUAGAAAGAUCAAAGUCAGAUCGAGUAACACGAGCGGAUGAAGACAGACGUCGUCGUACCAUUAUUGUUGAGAAGAAAAAUGGCACAUACGGUUUCACGUUACAGAGUUAUGGGAUACAUUACAAGCGAGAGCAAGAAAUCGAGAUGGUCACGUAUGUUGAUUACGUGGAAUACGAUGGACCAGCAUUCAAAGCAGGUAUGCGAGAAGGUGACGUGAUACUUUCAAUAAACGGCCACGAAAUGGACAGAGCGGAUCAUAAGACAUUAGUCAAUUUCAUAAAAAACUGUGAUACUAGAAUGCGAAUGGUUGUGUCUUUCGAAGAUUGUGUAAGAAAAGUGGAAUUGCAUAUGCGUUAUAUUGAAUUACAACGUGCUCUACAAUCACGCCUUGGUGAGCUAGAAAGACUCUGUGAGAGGGAACGAUCUAUUCUCAUGGGUCGAUGGAAAACCCAUUCACUGCCAGCCCGUAAAAGAACGCCUAAUAGUGUAAUUACUAGUAACGCUAAUCAGCCAUCACCAUCGUCAAGUUUCAAUUCUUCUACAAUUCAAUGCUGUCGACCGGCUACAUCUACGGAACAUCUGUUAUUUUACAAUGUGUUUCCAGAUGGACGACCAUGUUUAGUUCCUCGAAACACUGCUUGUCUAGUAACAGUAGGGCCUCCCCGUUCACGAAGCGAUCAUCAUCAUUUUCUCUCGAAGAUGUCGAGCGAAUCAGGAAUGACUGUUUCGUCACGACAUAGCUAUCAUCAAGCAAACGGGAUGAAUAGCACACCGGCCAAAUCGAAAUCGCACAAAUCUUGUCAACAACAGCAACAACAAUCUAGUAGUGGUGGAGAUCCACUUCCUCUUCAUCCUCCUCCGCAAAAUAGUUUAUGCGUUGCUUGUAUUUCAAGCGCCAGUCGUCGUAGAGAACAAUCAGAUAGCGGUAGUUUAGAUGCAUACGAUUUAGCCAGUCCAUGCUGUGAUCCUAAUUGUGUACCUAGUCGUAGACGUCGAGAAAAACAAAGAAGGGCGAAGAAUGAACAAAAUCAUCAUCAGCAGCAGCAGCAGCAACAACAACAACAACAACAACAACAACAACAACAACAACAACAACAACAACAGCAGCAGCAGCAGCAGCAACAACAAGUUCAGCAUCAUCACGUACAACGAGAACAAUCGAAUCAAACGCAACAGCAACAACAACAUGGCACACAUAGCUGCUCGCGCACAUCAGGACAUAGUUUACAUUCUGUUACCAGUAGCGAUAUUUCGACCGCAGCUGAAAGCGUUGCCUCUUGUUCAACGAGCCUAAGCACGGAUACUCUUUAUUGGGAUCCAAGCGUACAUCAACGACCACCACCGUGCCUUCAAUAUGCCAAACCAAAAUCUUGGGACAAUCUGACUACCAAGGCGUUCGGUGGUUACGGUUUCGGAUAUGGUUAUUUGGAUACGGCUACUAUAAAAACGCAUAGCGCCGAAAGGCCAGGAAAAAAUGCGCAUGGACGAGCGAAAACGCCAACUGGUACUGUUCAAAGACGAACAAGUAGUGGUACAACAUAUUCGGGCAGUUCUAGCAGACACUUUCAGCCAACUAAGUCUACCGAAAGUUUGUUAAUAGCGCCACCAUAUCAAGGCGAGUUAGAUGCUAGUUUGAGCUGUGAAUGUUUAGAUGGGCCAGCUCCACGAUGUAUGCCGGUUAUUCAAGUGGAGAAACACAAUCGACAAGAGGAAGGUGGAUAUAUUAUUAGUACGCACACUCAAAUUCGACAUCGUCGAUCUAGCCAUUCGGAUGGGAAAUUAAGGGCACUAAAUAAUUCUGAAAUGACGCGUCUGUAAAUUAUUCUUUUCAUUGAAAAUUGUAUUCUAAUAAAGAUACUCGUAUAAUUAUUAUAUGUAUCAAGUUCUGGAUGACGACGACGUAUAUAACGUGUAUCGUAUAUAGAACUUGUUCGCAUUUAAAUCUUUAUAUUCAGCUUUAUAUCGUGACAUUAUUAUAUUCUCGUUGAACGAUAAAGGACCAUCGUUUUUGAAACUUUUUGGGACAUAUACGAUUCGUUAUGAUUUUGGUUAACUAAAUUAUCAUUUGACCAACGAAUGGUUUUUUACUAAUAUUUCCGGACAAUAUGAUAAAGGAUAUAUAAAUGUUCAUGGCGCUUUUUAAAUCUUUUUUAAAUUUUUAUGGAUAGUUGAUUAUAUGAUUGGUUAAAAACAGUUGUAAACUGUGAAGAACGUUAAUAGUAUUAUUAUCGUUAUCACGAAAUUAAUAAAUUAUCAAAGCAUAUUAUUUCGAA